Messenger RNA from Mauremys reevesii (Reeves's turtle), 1072 nucleotides. Its product is annotated as antigen peptide transporter 1-like. The transcript has a single exon. The coding region runs from base 494 to 1072 and encodes 192 amino acids. NCBI's taxonomy places the organism in Eukaryota, Metazoa, Chordata, Testudines, Geoemydidae. The record is from RefSeq and is a predicted model, not a curated record.
CUUUCGGGAAGCCGCCUCCUUUCCCAGAAGCGGAUCGGAGCAGCCGGGGACUUCCCAGGGCGGGCGGAGAACCCGGUGCCGGACCCGCCUCUCUCCGCCUCCGCCCCCCAGUUCGCGGCCCCUCGCCCGAGCCGGGGAGUUGCGGGCGGCGCGUUUCCACGGGGCGGCUGCGGAGCGGGGCCAGGAAUUGCCCCCGGCGCCUGGGAUCCGCUAGCCCCGGAGAAGCCGCAUCCAGACCCCGGCCCCCACCGAGGAAAGCGGGAGACCCGAAGCGGAGUGGAACUGGAUCGGCAGGACAGGUUCUGCGGUCACUCCGGCACGGCUCUGAGCGCAGUGACCCGAGCGGCCGCCAGAGGUCGCCCCCGGCGGGGACCGGCCGCUGCCGGGCCUAGGGGAUUUAGACACUCGCUGCAGAGCGCGGCAGGGACCGGCCGCAGCCGGGCCUAGGGGAUUUAGACACUCGCUGCUGAGCGCGGCGGGGCCCGGCCCGGGCAUGAAGCCGGCCAUGGCCUGGCUGUCCUUGCCCCUGGCGGUGCUGCUGGAUUUCCUCACCCUGCGCCUGGCCCUGCUGCUCUGCCCCCUGCUGCAGGCCUGGGACCCCCUGGCGCUGGCCUGGGGGGUGGCGCUGGCGCGGGGGGCACUGCUGAGCCUGAGCGCCCAGGCUGCCCGCGGCAGGGGGCAGGGGCUGCCCGGGGGGCUGCGGGAGGCGCUGCUGCCCCUGGCCGCCCUGCUCAGCCUGCUGCUGCCCGGCUACGUGACCCUGCAGGCGCUGGCCCAGCCCCGGGCGCCCCCCUCGGAGCUGCUGCACGGCUGGGGGCGAGGGGACGUCUUCGGCCUGACCUACGGCGCGGCGGGGCUGGCGGCCGCGCUCUGGCACCAGCUGUUCCCCGCCGGCAGGGGGGAGCCGGGGCCCUCGGCCUCGCUGGGCCGGCUGCUGGCCUGCGUGAGGCCCGACCUGCUGCGCUUCGUGGCCAUCGCGGGGUUCCUGGUGCUCUCCUCGCUCGGUGAGUCGGGGGACGGGGGCUGCGGGCGCGAGGGGGAGAGGCCCCGUGUCCGGUCCCUGCCUCCCUGA